AUGAAGAGCACUCUUAUCGCAGCUGCGCUGCUCGGAUCCGCUUCCGCCGAGAUCCACAAGCUCAAGCUCAAGAAGGUCCCCAUUGAGGAGCAGCUGACCUCCGUCCCUAUCGAGACUCAGGUCCAGCAGCUUGGUCAGAAGUACAUGGGUGUGCGCCCCCAGAGCCAUGCCGACUACAUGUUCAACAGCAAGCCGGUUCAGUCCGAUGGCAACCACAAUGUGCCCGUGAGCAACUUCAUGAACGCUCAGUACUUCUCCGAGAUCACCAUCGGAACCCCCCCUCAGACGUUCAAGGUUGUUCUUGACACCGGCAGCUCCAACCUCUGGGUUCCCUCCCAGCAAUGCAGCAGCAUUGCGUGCUACCUGCACACCAAGUACGACUCUUCUGACUCGUCCACGUACAAGGCCAACGGCUCCGAGUUUGAGAUCCACUACGGCUCCGGCAGCCUGACUGGAUUCGUCUCCCAGGACACUGUCACCAUUGGUGACAUCAAGAUCAAGAACCAGGACUUCGCCGAGGCCACUAGCGAGCCCGGCCUGGCCUUUGCCUUUGGUCGCUUCGAUGGUAUUCUCGGCCUCGGCUACGACACCAUCUCGGUCAACAAGAUCGUCCCUCCUUUCUACCAGAUGGUGAACCAGAAGGCCGUUGACGAGCCCGUCUUUGCCUUCUACCUCGGCGACACCAACGAGCAGGGUGACGAGAGCGAGGUCGUCUUCGGUGGUGUUGAUGAGUCCCACUACGAGGGCAAGAUCACCACGAUCCCCCUCCGCCGCAAGGCGUACUGGGAGGUCGACCUCGACUCGAUCAGCCUCGGCGAUAACACGGCCGAGCUCGACGGCCACGGCGCCAUCCUCGACACCGGCACGUCGCUGAACGUCCUCCCCUCGACCCUGGCCGACAUGCUCAACAACGAGAUUGGCGCCAAGAAGGGUUACAACGGCCAGUGGUCGGUCGAGUGCGACAAGCGCGCCAGCCUGCCCGACAUCACCUUCAACCUUGCUGGUUACAACUUCAGCAUUUCUGCCUACGACUACAUCCUCGAGGUGUCCGGCAGCUGCAUCUCGACCUUCCAGGGCAUGGACUUCCCCGAGCCCGUGGGCCCUCUCGUCAUCCUUGGCGACGCCUUCUUGCGCCGCUGGUACUCCAUUUACGACCUCGGCAAGAACACGGUUGGUCUGGCCAAGGCCAAGAAAUAA
This is a messenger RNA of Verticillium nonalfalfae, 1197 nucleotides long. It is a transcript of the gene PEP2, whose product is annotated as Vacuolar protease A. The record is from RefSeq and is a predicted model, not a curated record. Bases 1 to 1197 code for a protein of 398 amino acids. Lineage: Eukaryota; Fungi; Ascomycota; Sordariomycetes; Glomerellales; Plectosphaerellaceae. Gene Ontology annotation, cellular component: fungal-type vacuole. The transcript has 3 exons. Gene Ontology annotation, biological process: proteolysis. Gene Ontology annotation, molecular function: aspartic-type endopeptidase activity.